Molecule: messenger RNA, 189 nt
Organism: Gamsiella multidivaricata
Lineage: Eukaryota; Fungi; Mortierellomycota; Mortierellomycetes; Mortierellales; Mortierellaceae
Exons: 2
Coding region: 1-189 (62 amino acids)
Source: RefSeq, a predicted model, not a curated record
AUGUCUUCCCUGGAUAUCCCUGGAGUGUAUUACUCGGGAUCGCUCGCCAGUGUCCUGAUUCUCGUUCUGGAUCUCGUGGCGGUGGUUCAGGUCGUCAACUCAAACCGCCCCUUGUCCUCAAAGGUUCUCUGGUCUCUCCUCAUCUUUCUCUGUCCUGUGGUCGGCCUUAUCAUCUACUUUAUCCCGUAA